AUGUCAAAGCGACGCACGGAUACUGCAAGGCCGAGCAGAAAGGUGUCCGCCACCAGCGAUGACUAUGGAGAUGGUGAUGUGGAUGAUGAUGCUCUUGUCAACGCUUCCUUCCGUGAUCUUGACUUUGAUCACAUCGAGAACUACGCCGACCCUAUCGAUUCCAUCACACGGAAGAAUACUGCGAAGAACAAAGUGACCAAGAAGAAGGAUGACGGAAAGAGCAAACGACCGAUUGAUACUACUGCUGAACAAGACGAUCCAGAGCCAUGUUGCAAGACUGGUAUGGAUAAACCAUCAAAGAAGAAAGCUGUCGCCAAACGCGUUCCAUCGUGCGAAGAUCGGCCUGAGCUGACACAGAGACCACCGCCGCCAAAAGGCAAAGAGAAGCAAACCAAGCUUCAGCUCACAGCAUCUAAGAGGAAGGUCUCUGCGCCGAUUGACGAGCUCGAUCUCACGCAGCAAGAAAAGAAGCAGAGAGCUGACUAUGGCACCAACGGACCCAGAGACUAUCGCGGCCUGCAUCAGCUGCAUAAGACGAUCCAGGGCAAAGAGCUUCCCUCUUCCCUUCAUUCUGUCAAGUACACGAAGCCAGCCUAUUGUUACUCCCAAGGUGGUGAGCAUAGUCUUGACUUUAUGGGCGGCUCCGCUCCUGAGCGGCAUCCAACAUCAAGCGAUUACGGUGAUUUUCGAUUUGACGAGCCAUCAGUCGACUUCGAUCAUCCUCAGCAUCAGCCUGCGCAACAAGACUCAAUCGGUGGCACACAAGAGCUGGAAGAUUACAUGGACUAUGAGCCUGCAGCUCCUGUAGCCUCUCACGAAUCUGACGCCUUUGACGAUGACGACUCCGUCCUUCGAGAGGCUUUCAUUGGGCUUGCAGAUUCUCAAAAUCGUCAGGAGAUCCGUGAAAGCGACACUAAUACCAUGCAGCCCUUCGAAAACGUCAUCGACGAUGACUACAUGGGUUACGGAGAAGGUGACAAGCCGAUGGACUCUAGUUUGAUCAAUUCCGAAGAUCACGUUCCGCAAAAGCCGGAGUUCAGUCAUCCCGAUCAUCAUCGCAAAGCAAAAAUCAGGACCUCUCGAUCGCCUUUCUUUGACAGCGAAGACAGUGCCGAAGCUAAGAUUGCAAACACCAUACCCGCAAAGGUAUUCACGUCGCAAGAUCUGCAACAACGGACGGCUACGCCACGCGAGCUGCAUGAAGCCGGCGACCAACAAGACGCGUAUGUCGACGACGAGGUGGCAGGCAUGUUGAACAUGUUCGGCGAUGAGCCGACCGUUGUCUCACUGGUCGAGGAGAAGCCGGUACCCGAAGCUUUCAAGGGCCUAGAGCCGUGGUUGUUCCAAGAGUUCGGCGACAUCGUGGAACUUGUUGAUGACUAG
Alternaria viburni is the source of this 1383-nucleotide messenger RNA. RefSeq lists its product as uncharacterized. The coding region runs from base 1 to 1383 and encodes 460 amino acids. The transcript has 2 exons. The record is from RefSeq and is a predicted model, not a curated record. Lineage: Eukaryota; Fungi; Ascomycota; Dothideomycetes; Pleosporales; Pleosporaceae.